GUUUCCAUGGAAAUGUGUAAUAAGGGCAUAUACGAUUUCGGUAUCCGAAAUAAGUUUUCCUGGCUCAUUCAUUACUUAUUCAUUGAUGGCAAAUCAAACAAAAUGGACUAUUAAUGAGCAAACAACGGAACCAACCAAAACCCGUCCUGGCAUUAAAAUCAACAGGACAACUCGCACUCCCCUGCCAGCCAUUAAACGAGAUGAUUGUGGCAUUCGUUGUGUUCUUUUUAUCACUGAUAGUAUUUUAUCUGUUUGUGACAACCAAGCAAUUCCACAAAUUGCAAGGCUGAGUGGCGAUUGGGGUCAGGUAAAGGUGAUGAAGGCACUGUGCUACAGUGCCAAACUGGUGGCUGGAUACCAUGCCAAACGAAAUCCGGAUCUGGCCAAGCGAUACGCCACCGCCAGCUCCAAGAUCUCGGGUGCGAGAGCCACCCUGCGCCUUAUCGACGACAUUCCCAUGAUCCAGUAUGCUUUGGAGUAUGGCUUGGGUGAAAAUGAACCCGACCGCAUAAUGGCUGUACUGGGAGUUACGGCCAACAUAGUGGACCUACUUUAUUACCCAAUCGAGAAAGUAUGCUGGCUGGCCGAGCACAAGAUUGUGGAUGUGAAGAAUGCUGACAGCUGGGACAAUGUGAACUCCAUAUUCUGGGUUCUGUCGGUGUACCUCAACCUCAUGAGGACGAUGCGAAAUUUUUCACUAAAUCAGGACAAACUUAACCGCACCACCAAUAUAAACGAUUUGGAUGUCAAAACCAUGACCAAACACCGCUUGGAAAUGGUGUCCAUCGCUCGCAUUUCCCUCGAUUUUGUGCACGCCGUCAGUACGCUGCCCAAGGGAUAUUUGUGGGGCGGCAAGCUGUCCACAUUCCAGGUGGGCGCCAUUGGUACACUAUCCGCCGGCCUGGGCAUCUACCAGAUCUUUGCCAAGAGAAGACUGAACAAGUAGUUGCGCCGUUGUCGUUGUCGUCGUCGUGUUUGCAAUUUUUGUACUCGUAUUUGUUGAUCAGAAUUUUAAGCUAGUCGAUAAAAGUUUUUGUACGGCACUCGCAUGUGUUUAGCCAGUAAGUCCUUUAAAGAAGCACAAAAUACACGCUGAAUAAUGAUAAAACAA
This is a messenger RNA of Drosophila elegans, 1111 nucleotides long. It is a transcript of the gene Pex11c, whose product is annotated as peroxisomal membrane protein 11C. Bases 86 to 946 code for a protein of 286 amino acids. The record is from RefSeq and is a predicted model, not a curated record. The transcript is spliced from 4 exons. Lineage: Eukaryota; Metazoa; Arthropoda; Insecta; Diptera; Drosophilidae. Gene Ontology annotation, biological process: peroxisome fission. Gene Ontology annotation, cellular component: peroxisomal membrane.